Molecule: messenger RNA, 771 nt
Organism: Columba livia (rock pigeon)
Lineage: Eukaryota; Metazoa; Chordata; Aves; Columbiformes; Columbidae
Product: olfactory receptor 14J1-like
Exons: 1
Coding region: 16-606 (196 amino acids)
Biological process (GO): G protein-coupled receptor signaling pathway
Cellular component (GO): membrane
Molecular function (GO): odorant binding; olfactory receptor activity
Source: RefSeq, a predicted model, not a curated record
UCCCUUCUCACCAUCAUGGCCUAUGACCGCUACGUUGCCAUCUGCAAACCCCUGCACUACGGGACCCUCCUGGGCAGCAGAGCUUGUGUGCACAUGGCAGCAGCUGCCUGGGCCAGUGGCUUUCUCAACACUUUUCUACACACGGUCAACACAUUUUCACUGCCACUCUGCAAGGGCAAUGCUGUGGACCAGUUCUUCUGCGAAAUUCCUCAUAUCCUCAAGCUCUCCUGCUCACACUCCUACCUCAGGGAAGUGUGGCUUCUUGUUGUUAGCUCCUGUUUAGUCUUUGGGUGUUUUGUGUUCAUUGUGGUGUCCUAUGUGCAGAUCUUCAGGGCCGUGCUGAGGAUCCCCUCUGAGCAGGGACGGCACAAAGCCUUUUCCACGUGCCUCCCUCACCUGGCCGUGGUCUCCCUGUUUGUCAGCACUGGUAUUUUUGCUCACCUGAAGCCCCCUUCCAUCUUCUCCCCAAACCUAGAUCGGGUGGUGUCCGUUCUGUACUCGGUGGUGCCUCCAGCAGUGAACCCCCUCAUUUACAGUAUGAGGAACAAAGAGAUCAAGGAUUCCCUGAGGAAAUUAUUUGACCAAGGAAUACUGCAGUAUCAAUAAGCAGUCUAUCAUCCUCAGGAGAAAGCUUGGAGGCUUUUUUUAACAUAUAUGUCUUGGUUUUCUUUUUGUUUAAUAUACUUCAAAUCAUAUUCCCACUGAAAGAAUAUUAUUUAUUGCCCUCUACCAGUGUUUUGUGGUGUAAAGUCCUCAUAUACAAAUGGAGCA